GUAAGCGUGGAGAGGAAAACUCCACCCAGCAGCUGUAGGACCUCCGGGCAGGCGGAGCGGAGCGGGGGCCAGCCUGCGCUGGCUGAUCGAGUCCCGCAGAAAACUUCUGACGAGCAAAGUCCAUGCAGCUUGAGCCGGAACGCGUGUGUGUUUGUGUGAGAGAGAACGCGUGUGAUUUUACAGAAAUGCUCCAAAGAUGGCGGUGGUAGCAGCCGCAGGCGUCUCGAGAGGCUCCGGGGCGCACAGAAGUGGAUUAGUGGAGGUUUUGGUGCGGGAGCACUGGCACAAAGUUUUGGUAAACUUGAGCGAGGAGGCGCUGACGCUGAGCUGCGAGGAUGGCGAGAAUGUCAACUCAAACGGGCUCACCAACGGAUCGUACCUGGAUAACAGCAACACCAACUCCAACAAUGGCCCCCAAGCUGUGCGCACCGCUUUCACGGACCUCCCGGAGCGAGUGCCCGAGGCGAUCGCCAACAGAAAGCGCUGCGUCAAGGUGACCAAGCAGGAAGUCGGAGGGCUCGGCAUCAGCAUUAAAGGAGGGAAGGAGAACAAGAUGCCCAUUCUCAUCAGUAAGAUAUUCAAGGGGCUCGCAGCGGACCAGACCCAGGCUCUGUACGUGGGGGACGCGAUCCUGUCAGUGAACGGGAUGAACCUGCGGGACGCCACGCACGAUGAGGCGGUGCAGGUGCUGAAACGUGCGGGGAAGGAGGUGACACUGGAAGUGAAAUACAUGCGUGAGGCUACACCUUACGUCAGAAAGGGCUCUCCCGUGUCAGAGAUCAGCUGGGAGACUCCUCCUCCUGAGUCUCCCCGUCCCAGCAGCCCUACCAUCACCUCCCCCUUCUCAUCCGACUCUCCCAGCUCUCCUACCCUUCCCUCCCUGUCACUGAACAGUGACAGGAGGUACAUACCGUUGAAGAUGUGUUAUGCAACACGAGCCAUGACCAAACCUGAUCCGGAGAACAGACAACUGGAGCUGCACAGUCCCGAUACCAGACACACCAUAGUUCUCCGCUGCCCGGACCAACCAUCUGCCCUGUCCUGGUUCUCUUCCAUGCACUCGGUCACAUCCAUGCUGGCACAGCAAGCACAGGCGGAGGUCGUCCAGAAUACAUCCAGGACGGGGAUUGCUGGCAGCAAAGAGAUUCGACACCUGGGAUGGCUGGCAGGGAAGACGGAGAGUGAGAAACAGAGCUGGAAGCCGGUGCUGGUGGUGGUGACGGAGAAAGACCUGUUGCUGUACGACAGCUUACCGAGAGGAAAAGAGGCCUGGCAGAGCCCGGCACACACCUUUCCACUUUUAGCCACACGCCUUGUCCACUCCGGGCCUGACCGGGGUUCACCUCACUCCGGCACGGAGCUGUUCUUCGCCACUCGGACCGGCACACGACUUGGCAUUGAAAGUCACCUUUUCCGAGCUGAGACCACCAAGGAUCUGUCCCUUUGGACCAGGCACAUAGUCAACGGAUGCCACUCAUCAGCUGAGAUGAUCAAAGAAGUCACAACAAGUUGUUUGUACCACAGUCAGGAGUGCCGGCUGGUGAUUCACUACGAAAAGGGCUUCUCUGUGCUGGCUGAGCAGAAAACAACAGAUGAGGAGGGAGGUGAAGAGAGAGUAGUCAGCACUUCCAUCCAGCCCCAAGUGCUCCUCUCCUACCCCUUUGAAAAACUAAAGAUGUCCUCGGACGACGGCGUUCGCUUGCUUCUUCUCGACUUUGGAGGGAACGAGGGGGAAGUUCAACUGGACCUCCACUCGUGUCCAAAGCCGAUCGUCUUCAUCCUCCACUCCUUCUUGUCUGCUAAAGUCGCCCGUCUGGGUCUGGUGGCCUGAGCGGCUCACCUGAAGGACAUCAUCCUCGGAGAACAAAUCCACCUUGUUUGUUUCAUCUAUGUGCAGCUCGCAUGCAGUUCACCACCCCAAAGCUUGAAGAAUGUAGCCUCCGUCAGGAGCCUGGAGCCGGUUCCACAUUUGGAUCUGAGAUUUGUUUGGAUAAUCUUAAUGGGUCGGGUACAUUACCCCCAUUAGUGGCUGAAAGCCAUUACAUUUGUCUGAAGGACUACAGCUGAAAGCAAGGACCGGUCUAGAUGCCGAGGACGGUUUACGAGAGACGGUUGGACAUUACUGUCACGUCCAGGAUGGGAAGAGUUGGCCGCGUCUAGCAGGGUCAAGAUAAAUCCACUCUUAAUUCAAUCAAAAAGCAGCAGCAACCUGCCAUCCAUUUACCAAUUAUAUCAUUUAUUCACCAUUAGGUCCUAAUGGGCGUUUUGAGUUUUGCUCAUCGUUCGUCUUCCUCAAACACUUGACGCUCCGUGGAAAAACUUUGCGCAUUAGUCUUUAUGAAGAGUCCCCCGAGAUGUCUCGUUAGCAGCGUCUGCAUUCGUCAUCCCAACAGGGAGGCACAAUGUGACAGCUCAUUCCCAUUCUAAAUGGCACAGCAUUCAUUUAACAGGUUGACCAGUGUAUUUUUUUAGAUUUCAGUGUUUGAAUUAAAAGCCGCCUGACAGUUAGACUUCAGGAACUGAUUAAAUUUUCACAUUAUGUCACAUAAACAUGGAAUUAUGUAGAAUAAUUCACAAACGCCAUCUAAUGCCAGAUUUUUUUAUCCUUUAGACAUUUCUUUGCUGUCAUCAUAAAUAAAAGAAUAACAAAAAAUACAUCUUAAUUCUAUUUACUUGCUAUUAGUACAUCAAAAUAAAUAAUCUAUUUCCUCCUAUUUGGAAAACAUCACCAGAUUAACUGCAAAAUACAAUAUAUUACCUUGCAUAUCUUUUUAUUCAAAUUGGCGACGUGUAGUUUCCUGCAGCUAGGGGGCAGUACAUACAUUUCAGGGCAGAUUAACACCAUAUAGCCGUGACUGUCACUAGUUUAAAAAGACAUUGCGGUAAAUGUUGUUACCUGUGGAGCAGAAGGCGUACACCCUUGGCGUGACUCCUCAGACGUCGAUGGUCCUUUAGUUAAGUCCAUCGAGAGAAUGCAAUGCCGAUUGUAGUUUUCUGUUACUGUAGUUUUCGGAUCUGCUCGGGGUCCUGCUCCUGCCGAUGAUGUCAUCACACUACGGCAAUACCACUCGGCCAAAAUAUAUUGCAUCUCUUUUUCAAUUCUGUUCUUUCACAUGUGUUUUGGAAGGAGUGUAGCAGUUUUGCUAUUAAAUUGGUGUUUCUUACUGCCUAAAUGCUUUUUAACGUGGUGACGUUACUUCCGUAAGUCGUAUGUUCAGCCAGUCAUCUAGUGUGACAUCAUCGGCAGGCGCAGGACCCGAGCCGGCCAGAAGGAAACACGGCAUUUAAUAUGGCGGCCCCCAAAAAUGCUGGACCCACCCCCUAUAUGUGCUUUAGACCAGAUUUUUAUGGUUAUAUGGUACGAAGCCGCCAAUAUUUUUUAUCAACUGGGCGUAAUUUUAUGUAUUUUCAGCUACGUUUCGAUGGAUAUUUCCGGAGAUCAACAGUAAAAAUGACACGUUGUCUCUUGAACAAAAACUUGAGUCGAAUGCAGAGACGGUGUGUGAGAAAGAAAGGGUCGCGCUAGCCACUGUCAAAUUAGUAGCCUGCUAGCAGCCAAGUGCUGCUAAUCUAUUCACUUCACUAGAUGAUCUUUAGCCAACUGAAACAUCUCUGCAGAAAAUAAAUGAGCAGCAGUUUUUGAUGUUUGUUCAAACGCAUUCGGGUUUUAAUGAGAUUUUAAAAAUCUCUAAAGCAUCCGGAAUGACGUUGCCACUCAGCUGUCUGGAAAGUCAAAAGGCCACCUUACAAAGGAAGUACUCUCAUGAGUAUUACCAGGAGCGAACUUUCCAGAAAGCUUACGCUGGUGUCAAACUGCUCAGAGAGACAAGUAGAAGUUGAUGACCACAUGAGUUACAGAUACAGUUAGAGCGUGGCUUGUUAGUUUAGUUAAACCAGUUCUUCAGACUAACACCAAAGCUGAGAUCAUUUUUCAGUGCCUCGAUCACAACAACGAGUGAACAUAACACUAUCUAACAUACUUUUACGUACCGAGUAGGUUCUGUGUUUUCAUACGAGACAUUCGAUCUCCUUAUUAUUCUGUGCAAACUGUUAAAUGACAACUUGACCCUCUGUGGUUUCGGCACAGAUUCAGUAAAUCAAACAGAAUGGUUUGGCGGUUAAACUCGACAAAAGCUUGUUAAUAGUUUUCUUAAGUCUGGACAUCAUCAAUUUGCCAUGUUCAAAUAUGAUUCCUGCAAGAAAUGGACCGUGCACAUUUCCCAGAGAGCUAAAACAUUCACCUACGGGUUUUCAGAUUUGUGAUCUGACAGGGUGUCCUUAUUCAGAACAGACUGCUGAUGACCUCAAACGUUUUUGCAUCCUGGUUUGAUUGACAAACAACCGUCAUGUUGCCAUAUAUUCAUAUUCAUCCAGUUAAAGCUGUCAUUCGUGAUUCUGUUGACGGUGAAUCAAAUGGUGUCUCUGAGAUCAGCCAUCGUCCUGCGUUACUCCCACAGCAGCUGUGCAGCUCACUAAUCUUUUGGAUGUCAGACAGCAGCAUAUCACAUCUGUAGAGUCCUCUGUCUCUGACGUGGCUUAUAGCCAGGUUUCCUUAUACCCUCUGUAAAUGUAGGAGAAGAAACAUUUCAAAGUCUGGAUCUUUAGAAGUGGUUUCUGUGGAAAGAUUAUGAGUGAUUGACACGUAACCCGUUCUAUGUCUCAUCAACCUCAGUUUGGAAAAGCUGUUGUGUUCUGAUCAGAUUGAUGAGAUAAUAGCUAAAACUGCUUUCAUCAUAGCUAUUUAAGCUGGUUUAUGAAAUUUUACAUCAUUUUCAGUUUGAAUUCACAGUCAUUUACACUCUAUGAUCAUUUGCAAACGCUAAUAGCAGCAGCAGCUAGCUAGCUGUGGCACCCCCGAUGCAGCUGGGGCAUUUCCUAAUGUUUCUAUUGAAAUAACCGUGUAAUGCAACACUGAUCACAGUGUCAGUCAUAAUCUUUAAACUUAUAUUUUUUAACACCGUUUUAGGGUGACAACAGUCCACUCGGAUGAGUAGGGCCAGUUGCAAAGCGGACUGAUGCCCGUAUGAAACAGCUGUAGCCUCAUGUGUGUCACAGAAAUUCGUGAGAACACUAUUUUAGAAACCUUUAAACUGCUGUAAAUUUCAAAUUACAUUAAUAUUCACUGAUUUCUAACAUUGUUUGCACAGGAAAUGAGUAGCAAGUGACUUGGACUCGAGUCAGACUUGAGUCAUUAUUUUAGUUACCUCUGACUCGAAUUGAUAAAAUCUAUAAAGACUUACAAUUUGACUCGGACUUGAACGCCAAUGACUUGCAACUUGAAUCGACUUGCAUCUGUUGACUUGAGCAUAUUUGAUAUUUUAGCACAAAAGUGACACGACAUGGACAAACAUCAUUCUUCGUUCUGGGUUCGAUUUACUGCUAACUGCAGCAGCACUUUGUUUGUAAUCAGCUUCAGUUGCACUUUCUGCUUGUUUGAGCAAAUAAAUGAAGCUUUAAGAAACUUUAACUCUGGAAUUUAUUUAUCAUUGUCAUUAAAUUGAAGUUGGACAGAUGACUUGAUUAUGACUUGAAAAUUCAGAGUUAACGACUUGGACUUGACUUGGACUUGGUUGUCUUUGACUUGGACUUGACUUGGACUUGACUGGAAAUACUUGUGACUUACUUGUGACUUGCAAAGCAGUGACUUGGUCACACUUCUGGCAAUUUGUGUUGAAACUGUAAAUGGCCUUUAUUUGAUAUAGCACCUUCUAGGGUUCUACAACCCCACAAAAUGCUUCACAACACACACACACGCACGCACACACACACACACACACACACACACACACACACACACACGCACGCACACUUGGUGGUAAUGAGCUACGUAGUAGCCCCAGCUACCCUGGGGCACACUAAUGGAAAUGAGGCUGCUGAGCACUGGCGCUGCCAGUCCCUCUGAUCACCACCAGCAGGCAAAUUGUCUUGCCCAAGGACACAACUGCAACAGAUAGGGCUUGAACCUGCAGCCAUGGUUGCCCCAAGUGUGUUUCAGUCAGAAUUUACAGUAACACUUUACAAUAAGGGUCUUUUUAUAAGCGUUUCUUAGUAUAAUAUAAAGCAUUAAUAAACCAUUUAAGUGUUAGCAAUUGCUUUUAUGCAUUACAUAGCAUUACUCAGCAUAUUAUUUAAUGCAUUAUUAAGCAGUUAACUAAUGCCAAUUACUGAACCUUAGUUAAUGCAGUACAAAGCUUUAAAUAACACUUGCAUUAUUUAAUUGCUUUGCAUCAUGUGUGUUAAUUACCAUGUUAGUUAAUGUGUCAAUUAACACUUAAUAAUUUUUAAGUCAUUUAUUGUGGUAGUGUAUUUGCAGCGAAUAAGCAAUAAGUAACAGCUAACUAAUGUGUCCACUUAUCCUACCCUGUACUUUGGAUUGGAUGGGCAUUAAUAAACAAUUAAUUAAUGUCUUACUAAUGCUGUACUGUGUUUGUUAUCAAGAAGCCCUUACCUGACCUUAGGUAAGGUAAAACCAUUGAUCCCCUUUGGAAACACUUUCUAAAUGCUGAAUAGGCUCCUAAGCAUUACUUAACCAUAAUUAAUCAUUACUGAAUGAAUUUUGGGCCUUAUUGUAAAGUGUAAACAUGUCUCCCCUAGGAAACCCAUUCUAAAUGCCUAAUAGACUCAUGAGCAUUACUUAAGCAUUACCUAACCAUAGUUGAACAUUACUAAAUGAAUUUUGGACCCUUAUUGUAAAGUGUCAACAUUUAUCCAUUUUUAAACACUUUCUAAAUACUUAAUAGACGCCUAAGCAUUACUUAAGUAUUGCUUAACUAUAAUUAAUCAUUACUGAAUUAAUUUUGGCCCCUUAGAUUCAGUUAGAAACAUUAGCUUCUUAAUAAUGCAUUAAACAUUAUGUUUAGUAAUGCUAUACAAUGCAUAACAGCAGUUGUUAACCCAUUAUUUAAUGGUUUAUUAAUGCUUAAUAAUGCACUAAGUAAUGUUAAUAAAGGGACCUUUAUUGUAAAGUGUUACUGAAUUCACAACGUUCCCACCAAAACAACAAUAAUACUGUAAAACAGAUGGCAGUUAAAUGUGAGUAAAAUUGUGUUCUCGUUAAAUAUUGUGAAACUUUUUAGAGGAAAGUUGUUUUAGGACGACCGAAAAUCUACGAAAUGUUGCAGGUAAAUAAACCUUCUCUGUGUUUUAAAAAGAACGGAAAGAUGGAAUUUGAAACUCAACACAGCAAGAACACACCAAAGAUGUUUACAUCUACUUUAUACUUGGCCCCACUCUGGCUGGCUUGUCUGGUGACAACUAAUCUGUUUUUCUCAAAACAUAGGCUGUUCAAAGAGCUCUACAAGAUAUUAAUUUCUUGCAACAUGUCCACAGAAAUCCACUUCAGAAGAUCAGAUCUAUUUAAAACACACAGGGCAUGAACAGAAUGACGCGUCAGCGGUUUCAUCCUUUGGUUAAGUGUGAUGAAAUCAAACAGCUGUGAUGUGUGUUCUCACUGGGACAUUCACAAAAGGUCGUUUACACACACUGUAAUUAGUGAUUUUGCAUUGAAACUCUGCAGCAGGAACGUAAUGAUUUGCUGAUUAGUUGUAACACUGAAGAAUCCUCCAGCACUUAAGUAGAGAAGCUCUGAGUUAAGGCUGCUUUAAAGAAACUCUGAUGCCUUCGGCAGCUCCUGCAUUGUCACACAGAAUGAUGAAGUUUAGUUUUUAUUUCCAGUAUUGCGACAUAAAUCGUGUAUGUAACGAUGCUGUGAUGAGUCUUCACCUGUGAUUUAUUCAGAAACUACACCUUUUUUGUUCGUAUGUAUUUGCUGAUGAUACUGACUCUGAAUGUAUAAAACUGAGUAACUGUACAAUAAUUAAAACAGUAGGCUCUACUUUUUGAAUCAAA
Nothobranchius furzeri (turquoise killifish) is the source of this 7848-nucleotide messenger RNA. RefSeq names its product syntrophin, basic 1 (gene sntb1). NCBI's taxonomy places the organism in Eukaryota, Metazoa, Chordata, Actinopteri, Cyprinodontiformes, Nothobranchiidae. Gene Ontology annotation, molecular function: structural molecule activity; protein binding. Gene Ontology annotation, cellular component: synapse; intracellular anatomical structure; dystrophin-associated glycoprotein complex. The record is from RefSeq and is a predicted model, not a curated record.